CUGUUAUAGAGACCUGACACCUCAGACAAAGCUUCUUUCACCUCAGCCACAAAGACUUAUGUGCUUUAAUUAUUUGGAGGAUAAUGGAUUGCUUCACUUUUCAUUGGUUUGCUUUCUGCAAAGAAGAAUCCAUUAGCACAUUUUAUCAUUAGUUACUUUGGUUUGGGACUUUUUUGAAACACUCAGCAAAAGUUUUCUUUUUAAGUGCUGCAGUUUGUUUAAUUUCUUUUCCUCUGAAAUAUAAUGUAGAGCAGUGAAGGCUGCUGAGCCCGCUAUCAGGCUGCAGUCAGAACUAAAUGGAAGGAAUAGUUUGGAUUAAGGUUAACACAAGCCCAUGGGUGUGGAGGUGUUGUAAAGUGCAAGGUGCCAUGUUAGGGGACAACUGCUCAGACAGUCUGACCGUUGACUUUUGUCCGACACCACCAUCAGAAAUCAGGUGUGUCAUUCCCUCUGCCAGCAACAGUGGACUCCAAUUCCCUCAUUCCUCAGAUAGGAUGUUUCUGUGGGCAGGAAGUAAAACAACAGGUGAAAGAAGUGACCGCAGAUCCAUCUACCAGAAGAUUCGUGAAUAUGAGGUCCUGGACAAGAGGAAGACAGUGACAGCUCUGAGGGCAGGAGAGGACAGAGCCAUCCUGCUGGGCCUCAGUAUGGUCUUCCUCUCUGUCAUGAUGUAUUUUGUCCUGGGAAUCACCAUACUGCGCUCUUACUCUGACAGUGUAUGGACGGACGAGGCUAGCUGCACUAUCGUGAACUCCACCAUCAUGUGGGAUGUAAACUGUUCAUACAGCUGUGGAGCAGAGUGCUGGAAGCGUUCCCGUUACCCGUGUCUCCAGGUCUACGUCAGCCUCAACUCCUCAGGAAAGGUGGUGCGACUGUUGCACAACGAGGAGACGCAGGACAACAAUCCUGAGUGCUUCUACAUCCCAAAGUGCCGUAAGGACUAUGCAGCCACACAUGCAAUAGUUCAGAACAUUUCUGAGCGUCUCAGGUCUCAGAACACAGUUCAGUGUUUCGUGGACCCGACAGACAGGACGGACAGCGCCAUCCUGACACAGAUAUACGGUCGGGUCGCCGUCUUCCACUCCCUGUUCUGGCCAACCUGCACCUUGAUCGGAGGAACCGUCAUCAUUGGAAUGGUGAAGCUGACCCAGUACCUGUCCAUCAUGAGCGAGCGACUAAGCCGCAUUAAGAGGUGACGGGUAGGAAGGCCAUAAAGGAAGUUCCCAUUAAAUGGACACGUGAAGCAUCUUCACGGGGCCAAGACUGAAAGACAAAGAGGAGGGAAAGCAGAGAUGUGGUCUGUCUGUGACAGAUGGAAUGCUGGGAUUCAGAGGCAUGUCUCAGUGACAACCUGAAAGCAGCUAGAAAGAGAAGCAUAUAUUUUUGAGACAGGCUCAAAAUCCAGAUUUGAAGAUAAACUGAUGCUGGUUUGCAGCUUGACACUAGUUAGGCCUGCUGGUGGUUGAAGCUCAGCAACAAUCUUUGAAACUAUAAUUUCCAUUAUUUUUGUUGGCAAGUCAGUAAUUUCCAAAGGAUUUGUACAAAUGUGACAUAUUAUUUUGAAGCACCUAUUCUGUGAUAUAUAGCUUUACAAGGCUAUUUGUUAAAGGAAUACUUCAGCAUUUUAGAAAAUUCACUUAUCCGCUUUCUCGCCGAGAGUUAGAUGAAAAGAUUGAUACCACUCUCGUAUCUGUCAGUUAAAUAUUAAGCUACAGCCAACAGCUGAUUAGCUUAGCUUAGCACAAAAACUGGAAGGAUGGAGGGCAAACAGCUAGCCUGGCUCUGCCCAAAGGCAACAAAAUCUACCUUCCAGGAGCUCUAAAUAAAUCUUCUUAAACUGUACCUUUGUACCAAAAAGUGCAUUUGGGCUAUCUGGGUCCCCAUGUAACAAGGCCUGCUAAUGCUUUACUGUACCUGUGUCUGAGGAUGAGAGAAUUGGUGGUUUGGGUCCUAUGUAGAGAAGGUUUACCAAGCACUGCUCUGAUGUUAGAAAGUGUGGAUACUGACUCUGUGAACUGUAUGUGAAGAUCGCAUGAGGCUGAACUUCUGGGAUUCUCUGAGGAUUCCCAACUUUGAUGAUGUCUACAUACAUAAAAGAAAAAAAGCUACCAAUUUUCUGCUUCACUCCCCUGUAAGCUCACUUACCACAUUUCUUUAAUGUCCCCUUGUUAUGCUGAAGCUAAAGGCCAGAGGAUAGGUUGGUGGCAGCCUUUAAGAUACAGCGUUCUGCAUGUGAUGCAUCAUGUAGAGCGAUUAAGGAAAUGUCCUCCACAAGGGAAAACCAAUAAGACCCUUCUACUACUGGGCCUAAUCAGGCUGAACAGGCCUCACACAUUACCCCCUUCUGCCUGUGUUUGAUUUGAAAUUUUCUAUCUUAACAUGUUAAUAAACACAAUGUGCCUGUUA
Messenger RNA from Siniperca chuatsi (mandarin fish), 2406 nucleotides. RefSeq names its product calcium-activated potassium channel subunit beta-2 (gene s100p). Gene Ontology annotation, cellular component: voltage-gated potassium channel complex; membrane. Gene Ontology annotation, molecular function: calcium-activated potassium channel activity; potassium channel regulator activity. NCBI's taxonomy places the organism in Eukaryota, Metazoa, Chordata, Actinopteri, Centrarchiformes, Sinipercidae. Gene Ontology annotation, biological process: potassium ion transport; detection of calcium ion. The transcript has 5 exons. The coding region runs from base 297 to 1196 and encodes 299 amino acids. The record is from RefSeq and is a predicted model, not a curated record.